This is a messenger RNA of Phaedon cochleariae (mustard beetle), 5250 nucleotides long. NCBI's taxonomy places the organism in Eukaryota, Metazoa, Arthropoda, Insecta, Coleoptera, Chrysomelidae. The record is from the annotation of a GenBank genome assembly.
AUGAGUACCAGGGGUGAAUAUACCCUCGUUGAGAAUGAGGCCCAACAAUCUAGAUGGGGUGAGAAUGCUACCAUGGGGAAAAACUUCGACAAAUUUCGUCUUCUCAUGUGGAAGAACUGGGUUCUUCAGUACAGGAAGCCCGUUCAGACCGCCAUUGAAAUAAUAGCCCCUGUGCUUUUCUCCAUUCUUCUGGUGAUCAUCAGAAGCCUUUCUGAUCCGAUCCUGCGUGAACAACAGAUAUACCCAGCGUUUUGUCCAUUUCCAUUCAACUUUUCAACCAUUUGCCCGAUGGUUGAUGAUGACAUCAAUAAGUUUCAAAACAUUUCUGCGAUGUUGAAUACUAACUUUCCUGCGAUGUUAAAUACUGAUUCACCAACCGAUGAAUCCCUUAUUCCAAUGGCGAUGAUAUAUUCUCCAUCAAAUAAGGCCAUCGAAGACGUAAUGCAGCUCUUCAAACACAUAUUCAAGGAAGUUAUUGGGAUGGAAAAUGCGAAUGAAAUGGAAAACUACUUCAUCACUAACUCUUCCAAUUCGACGUUUGCUGGCAUCCAAUUCGACGAUAGCUACAAGACCUUAACAAAUUUGAGCGACAUAAAAGAUUUGAAAGUUUCAAUUAGAUUUCCAGGAGAAACACGUUAUCAAUUGGAUCCUUUGGGCAUCAAUACUUGGAGAACCAAUCUUAUCUAUCCAGUUUUCCAAGUAGCAGGACCGAGAAUGUAUGAUAUGAAAACAGGAGGAUCUCCAAGCUAUUUCAAGGAAGGCUUCUUGGGAGUGCAGUAUUUCUUGACGGCCGCUCUAAUUAUAGCAAGAAAAAAUAUUACUCUGGAUGGUAGCAAUAUUAUGGAAAUCAUGAUAAGCUUAAUGAAAAACGAAUUCCCCUUGAUCUAUAUGAGACGUUUUCCCUAUGCUGAAUGGUACGAGGAUGCGCUUUUGACUCCUUUGAAAACCAUGAUCGGCAUCAUAUUCAUGCUCAGUUUCGUCUAUACUUGCAUUAAUACAGUGAAAACCAUUACAACAGAGAAGGAGAAACAAUUAAAAGAAGCAAUGAAAAUCAUGGGACUGCCAAGCUGGUUGCAUUGGACAGCAUGGUUCGUGAAAUGUUUCAUUUUUCUGGCUAUAUCAGCUAUUCUGAUGGUGGUUCUACUCAAAGUGAAAUGGUAUCAGAAUACAGACUUCACUGUCUUCACCAAAGCUGAUCCCAUACUGCUAUUCAUCUUCCUCAUCUUCUAUACUACCGCAACUAUUACAUUUUGCUUUGCGAUUAGCGUUUUUUUCUCCAAAGCAAAUACUGCAGCUACGAUUGCUGGUCUAGCUUGGUUCAUGUCCUACGCCCCAUACCUUUUCAUGCAAGAUAAGUAUGAUAGUCUAACGCUGGGAACGAAAUUACUGGCUAGUUUGGGUUCCAACACAGCCAUGGCUUUCGGUUUCCAAAUUAUGCUGAUGUACGAGGGAACGGGUGAAGGAAUUCAAUUCAACAACCUCUUUACCCCCAACACUCCCGAUGACACGCUAACUCUGGGCCUAAUCUUGGUAAUGCUGCUGGUAGAUAGCUUGAUUUAUCUGCUGAUCGCUCUGUAUGUAGAAAAAGUUUUGCCCGGUGAAUACGGAGUUGCGUUGCCCUGGUAUUUCCCGGUUACGAAGAGCUUCUGGUGCGGACAUCCUCAAUAUAUAGGUGUUGAUAACGAUCAUUUCGCACCUCCGACCGUCACUAGCGAUGGUGGAAUUUUCGAGGAAGAGCCCAGAAAUUUGCAAGCCGGUGUCCGAAUCAGUAGGCUGCGCAAAGAGUUCGGCAACAAAGUGGCGGUGAGAGAUUUGUCCUUGAAUAUGUUCGAGGACCAGAUAACGGUGUUGUUGGGCCACAAUGGAGCAGGGAAAACCACCACUAUGUCCAUGUUGACGGGCAUGAUCACACCGUCCAGCGGUACUGCCAGAAUCAACGGGUUCGACAUCAGGACCAACAUUGAUGGAGUGAGAAACAGCCUCGGGCUCUGUCCACAACACAAUAUCAUUUUCGAUGAACUUACUGUCUCUGAACACAUUUAUUUCUUCAGUAAGCUCAAGGGACUUUCAAACGACCAAAUCAAAGCUGAGAUUGAUAAGUUCCUGGAUCUUCUCGAAUUAACAGACAAGAGGAACGCAAAAUCUUCGACGUUGUCGGGCGGUAUGAAAAGGAAGCUUUGCGUAGGUAUGGCGCUGUGCGGCAAUUCCAAGGUGGUCAUGCUGGACGAACCGACCGCCGGCAUGGACCCUUCGGCCAGAAGGGCCUUGUGGAACCUCCUCCAAUCCCAGAAAGAGGGUCGCACCAUGCUGCUGUCCACUCAUUUUAUGGACGAGGCCGAUUUGCUGGGCGACAGGAUCGCCAUAAUGGCCGGCGGUGAAUUGCAGUGUUGCGGUUCCAGUUUUUUUUUGAAGAAAAAAUUUGGUGCCGGUUACGGACUCAUCAUGGACAAGUCGAAGGAGUGUGACGCCGGUCGAGUGACUCAGCUGUUGAGGCAGUUCAUACCGGAUAUCGAGAUAUAUAGCAAUAUUGGGUCUGAAUUGACAUAUCUGUUGACGGAAAAUCAGUCCAGCAAGUUCGAACCGAUGCUGCAACAACUGGAAAAAGACUCGGAAAGAUUGGGUGUGAGAAGCUAUGGUAUAUCUUUGACUAGCCUGGAAGAAGUAUUCAUGAAGGUUGGAGCUGAUCACGGUCAAGAAGAAAUGUAUAAUGAUGUCCCGAUGGAAAACGGAUUCAUGAACGAAAAAUAUACAUCUGGCAAAGGUCUGGGAGACGGUGGUACAAUGGACGUGUCUAUGUCCCCGAACUAUACCGGCGGUAUGGAAUUAAUAGCCAACCAGUUCUUUGCGCUGCUUCUGAAAAAAACCGUGUCCACUCUCCGCUCUUGGAUCUUGUUGAUCGUGCAAGUCGGUAUGCCUACUCUGUUUCUCAUCAUCACCAUUGUCGUCAUGAGGAACAACAACCGGACUGGCAAUUUGCCUGCGAUGCCGCUGGAUCUGAGCAAGUUUGCUCAACCAGCAACGUUGGUGGACGUGAACGAAUCCAACGACUUUGGAAAUUUAUCCGAUUACUAUGAUCAAGUCAUACGAGAGCAAGGAAACUCUGUGGAUCUCAUCAAAAACAUCACCGACGAAAUGCUGAAGCUGACGAAUGAUGUACCUAACACCGUAAGGAGGCGCUACAUCAUCGGCGCAUCCUUCGAAAAAUCCCAAUUGGGGCUUCCUCAGGUGACGGCCUGGUUCAACAACGACCCCUACCAUUCGCCGGCCAUCGCCCUCUCGAUGGCUUUGAACGCCGUCUACAAGAAAUAUACCGAGUGCACGGACUGCAGCAUACGAUUCGCCAAUGAUCCGCUGCCCUACACUACCGAUACUCAACUCAAGCAGAUCCUCAGCGGCCAAACGAUGGGCUUCCAAUUGGCCUUCAACAUCGGCUUCAGUAUGGCCUUCGUGUCAUCCUUCUACGUGCUGUUCGUCGUCAAAGAGAACAUUUCCAAGUCCAAGCAUUUGCAAUUCGUGUCCGGCGUUAAAGUGUACCUUUUCUGGUUGACUUCUUUGUUGUGCGAUCUCAUCACUUACCUUUUGACCAUCGUCGUUCUGCUCAUCACUUUGGUGUGCUUUCAAGAAGAGGGCUAUUCAACUCCUGAAGAAAUCGCACGAAUGUUCUUCAUACUUUUGUAUUUCGGCUGGGCAUUCAUACCAAUGCUCUAUUUGACAGGAUACUUUUUCGAUGUACCUUCCACAGGCUACACCAGAAUGACCUUGCUGAGUAUUGUCACAGGCAAUGCCGCUUUCUUGGUGGUCCAAGUUUUGUCGACUCCCGGCUUGGAUUUGGAACACAUCGGAAAAGGUCUACACUGGUUGUUCUUGUUGUUUCCGCAUUAUUCUCUAGCGACUGGUAUCAAUGAAGCCGGCAAAACGUUCAUGUACAACAAACUUUGCACGACCGUUUUCCAAGGUUGCGCCAGCAUGAAUUUGUCGAUACCCGAUUGUUUGAAAACGCAGAAUGCUCAGAUAAGGGAUAUAUGUUCGGAUCUGGAUCAGAAUUAUUUCAGUUGGGCCGCUCCCGGCAUCGGCCGAAAUAUCCUCUAUUCCGCUUUGGUAGGUCUGGCGUUCCUCCUGCUCCUCCUCAUCAUCGAAUACGAAGUGUUCGCCUCGCUGAUGUACUUCAUCGAGCAGAAAUUGUUCGCCAGAGGGCCGGUAGACGUGCAAGAAGAAGAUUCCGAUGUGGCGAGAGAGAAGGAGAAAAUCCGAAAUGCCACAGAAACGGACAUCAGUCGCGAUUACACUUUGGCCGUUCGGGAUUUGACCAAGUAUUAUAAGAAGUUUUUGGCUGUGAACGGAUUGUGUUUGGGUGUGAAGAAAUACGAGUGUUUCGGCCUGCUGGGCGUGAAUGGCGCUGGGAAAACUACUACAUUCAAGAUGAUGUCUGGGGAUGUCAAGAUUUCUCAUGGCGAUGGAUGGGUCAACGGUGAUAGCAUAAAAAGACAGCUGAAGUCGGUGCAAAAGGUGAUCGGAUAUUGCCCUCAAUUCGACGCCCUCCUCGACGAUAUGACUGCCAAAGAAACCAUCCAAAUGUUCGCCCUCCUCAGAGGCAUCCGGUAUGAAAACACCAAGAAGGUGGCGGAAUACCUGUCGAAAGAAUUCGAUUUCCAUCGGCAUCUGAACAAGCAGGUGAAAGAGCUCAGCGGAGGCAACAAGAGGAAAUUGAGCACGGCCAUUUCUUUGAUUGGGGAUCCGCCGGUUCUGUUCCUCGACGAACCGACCACAGGUAUGGAUCCGGCGACGAAGCGCUACCUGUGGAACGCCCUGUGCAAGAUCCGCGACAACGGCAAAUGCAUCAUUCUGACGUCGCACAGCAUGGAGGAGUGCGAAGCCCUGUGCACCCGCAUCGCCAUCAUGGUGAAUGGCAACUUCAAGUGCUUGGGCUCCACGCAACAUCUCAAGAACAAGUUCGCCGAAGGGUACACCCUCACCAUCAAGAUCAAAAAGUUGCCGGAGAGCGCCGGAGCGAUGCACUCCGAAACGGAACCUAUCGAAAGGUUCAUAAGCGAGCAUUUCCCUAGCGCUAAGCUGAGAGAGAGGCACCAAGAACUGCUGAAUUAUUAUAUCAUCGAUAAGACGUUGUCUUGGUCAAGAAUGUUUGGAAUUCUAGAGAAGGGGAAACGAAGCGAUCUCAAUAUUGAGGAUUAUUCUUUGGGGCAGAGCAGUCUCGAACAGGUAUUCCUUACAUUCACAAAGCAACAGAAUUAA